Messenger RNA from Botrytis porri, 1233 nucleotides. RefSeq lists its product as uncharacterized. Gene Ontology annotation, biological process: intracellular monoatomic cation homeostasis. Gene Ontology annotation, molecular function: ribosome binding. The coding region runs from base 1 to 1017 and encodes 338 amino acids. Gene Ontology annotation, cellular component: mitochondrial inner membrane. The transcript has 2 exons. NCBI's taxonomy places the organism in Eukaryota, Fungi, Ascomycota, Leotiomycetes, Helotiales, Sclerotiniaceae. The record is from RefSeq and is a predicted model, not a curated record.
AUGAAUACAACCACCAUGCGCAGUCUGCGCACAUCAAUCCUCUUACAUUCGCCCCUCAAACCUCACCAUCAACCUCUGAUCCAUCUCAGCUCCCUCCCAUCAACCCAGCGAUUCCAAUCCAGCACGCCUCUCUCGCCCUCCCUCCCAUCUAACCUCAUCCCCACCAACACCGUCAACGGCCCCCCCUCCACUCUCCCCGCGCCCCUCGAUCUCCCCACCCGCGAACCCAACCAACCCUUCUUCUUCAAAUACGCCUUCACCCUCGGAAAAGCCUAUGCCAAAUUCUACAAAACCGGCGUCAAAAACAUCUACUACAAUUUCAUCGCUUCCCGCACCAUCCAAACCAUCAUCGAUGAGAAACACAAAUCGUCUCUCUCCUCCGCCGUAAAAGGCGCUGCGCUCUCCCGCUCAGAUUUCCAACUCCUGAUCCGCAAUCGCCACGAUGUCAAGCGCGUUCCUAUCUUCGCGCUGGUGUUUUUGAUCUGUGGGGAAUUCACGCCACUGGUUGUGAUUGCCAUUAGUAGUGUGGUGCCGUGGACAUGUCGGAUUCCUAAACAAAUUGAUGCGGAUCGGAAGAAGUUGGAAGAGAGGAGGGCGAUUAGUUUUAGAAAUUUAACCAUGAAGACUCCGCCGGCGGGAACAGAUGCGCAGGGAUUGAGACGCAUGCAAUUGUUGCAUAUUUCUUGGAGUUUGGGUCUGAGUAGUAGUGUGUGGGAUUAUAUUGGAGGGAGAUUCCCUGGACUGCCGAAUGCGAUUUUGAGGAGGAAAGUGGAGAGGAGAGUGAAGUAUUUGGAUAUGGAUGAUAAGCUCAUUCAGCAUGAGGGGGGUGUGAAAGGGAUGUUGGAAGAAGAAUUAAGGAUGGCGUGUGUGGAGAGAGGAAUCGAUGUUAUGGGACGGGAUGUCCAUAUGCUAAGGAUGCACUUGAAUGCUUGGUUGAGAUCGAGAGAAAAGGUUGGAGUGGAAACUCUGCUUUUGACGAGACCAGCUGCAUGGCCCUCGAAGCCUAAGAUGCUCUAGUUACCCAGAAACACACACGACGAUUUUGUACGAUAGCACACGAAUUUCAUGUCCAGAUACACGCACUGCAAUUCCAUUUCUUGUUCAUUCAAAAAAUCAUCUCCACAUGUACAGCAAUUGUAGGAUACGGGAAAAAGCAACCACACUUCUCGAUAGACAAAAAGACCUCACUCAGUAUAUAGAUAGACAUAGAAAUAGAAACAUCUCUGCAUUUGA